Molecule: messenger RNA, 1349 nt
Organism: Anopheles stephensi (Asian malaria mosquito)
Lineage: Eukaryota; Metazoa; Arthropoda; Insecta; Diptera; Culicidae
Product: coenzyme Q-binding protein COQ10, mitochondrial
Exons: 3
Coding region: 216-830 (204 amino acids)
Biological process (GO): cellular respiration; ubiquinone biosynthetic process
Cellular component (GO): mitochondrion
Molecular function (GO): ubiquinone binding
Source: RefSeq, a predicted model, not a curated record
GCUGUCAAAUUCCGACAACUCGUCAAGGUUUGUUAUUUUUGUUGCUGUUGGCCUUGAACAGAUCAUACUCGCGAAUAAAGACACAAUACCAAAUAUACUCAACGUUACGCAAAUUUAACUUGUGCGAUUUUUGCACCGUGCUAGCCGCAGGUGGCAGCUGCGGAGAUACUCGCUUUGGGUACGUUCACGUGCUUCCGUGUUUUCCGUGAUUCGAAAUGUCCGUGAAAGUGGUAGCGAACGCUAAGCAUGUGUUCCUCUCGAGAAACCUGGCGCAAUACCAGCGAAACCCUCUGCUCUACUCAACAUACAGAGGAAUUUUCGAUUUCACUCCAAUAACGAAAACACGACGUGAAUUUACCCAGAAAAAGCUGGUCGGAUAUUCAAUGCAACAGCUGUACUCCGUAGUUGCCGAUGUGGAAAAAUACAACACUUUUGUGCCAUUUUGUAAGAAAUCUUUCGUGUACGACCGGAAACCGGGCUCCUUAAAAGCGGACCUCAUUAUCGGAUUCCCACCGCUGAACGAAAGCUACACCUCGAACGUUACCCUCAUUACACCUUCCCUCGUGCGGGCGGAAUGUGUUGAUGGCCGCUUGUUCAACUACCUGUUGACGGCGUGGCAGUUUAGCCCGGGGCUGAAGGACAUACCGCAAUCGUGCGUCAUCGAUUUCAUGGUAUCGUUUGAGUUUAAAUCCCUGCUACACUCGCAGCUUUCGAAUCUGUUUUUCGAUCAGCUCGUAAAGCAGAUGGAAUAUGCCUUCAUACAGGAGGCGGAGCAGCGAUACGGUCCACCGGCAAUCAAGAGCCAUGUGCUGGUAUCGAACAAAUCGUGACCCAGGCUCCCGGACAAGAAUGGUAACGGGUAGGAAAAAUGUUAGUUAGCGAAAUUAUGUUCCAAUUCUCCAUAGCCGGGUGGUAGGUGGGUGCACCUAUGGACAGUAUUGUUCUAUCCUGUGUCGCCCAUUCCUUCUUGAUAACGACGCUGUUACAUAUACAUAUAUUUUUCUGUUGUUUUCCAUUGCAAUAAUAGCUUAAUUCCGAUAUCGAGCGAACAGAUCAGACAAUCGAACUGUAUUAAUCUGAUACCUUUCGAAUCAUCACCAUAGACAAAGCAUUUUUGAUAUUAAUCUUGCUCCUUUUGUUCGGCAGAGCACAAGACACAUGUGAAGUGUAAAUAUUCACCCAACUCCCCAUACGAAUUAUCUAUUUAUUUUGACGCCAAACGAUUCGAGCCGUGAAAGUGAAAGUGAAGAGCGAAAUGAGACGUGUCAGUUGUUGUAAUUGAUUUUGUGUAGAUAUUAUUUAAGAGCAAGUGAUAUGAAAAAACGCGCUUCAAGAUUAAAGAUCAACAA